Molecule: messenger RNA, 1315 nt
Organism: Mollisia scopiformis
Lineage: Eukaryota; Fungi; Ascomycota; Leotiomycetes; Helotiales; Mollisiaceae
Exons: 1
Coding region: 310-1263 (317 amino acids)
Source: RefSeq, a predicted model, not a curated record
GUGAGCUACGACUACAGUACAAAUGUAGGUUUCAUCAAUCUGAAAAGGCGUUAUCGUGGAAGCCUCGAGCAGAAACUACUUCCCUUUCAUGUCCACUGGUUCAUCUGUGAUGCUCAAGACCGGCACGCGUCUCAUGGAAGCCUAGAUGGGAAGUCCAGUCCAAUCCAAUCCGUUUCCUGAGACCCUGCCUACAGACGUCGAAAAUCAACUCAACUAUCAACACCAGAUAUCCUGCUCUACGUACCUUGCUUCUGGUGGAUUACUUCUGCUAUCGCCUUUCAAACCAUCGCGUUCGCCUACCGCGCAGUCAUGUUGAAUAAAGCCGGACGCGCCAAACUGGCCAAGGAGACGGUGAAUACCUUGAUACCACAUAUCCUGAAGACAAACUCUCGUGCCCAUGAAGGCGCCAAUAGCUCAGAGCUAGUCUCCUAUUCUCUCCUCGACACUUCCAGACUGCGAGAUUCUCCAGCAUCGACAAAACAUACGAAAUCACCCACCUCAACAUCUCAGCAAACCGUCAAGGACGUCUCGAAUGACAUGGAGGAGACACAACUGGCUGAAUCGCCAACACCAGUAUCAGCUACAUCGUCCACCCACCCGAGAACUCGCGUAGUCCAGUCUGACACUUACGAUGCCGUCAAGGACCUGCUUGCCGAAGACACAAGCUCCAAAGAUCCCCCUCGUGUUGGAACUCUUAACAUGGCCUCGAGCUACUCUCCCGGUGGAGGAUUCAUGAAUGGUGCCCUUGCCCAGGAAGAAGCUCUUUGUGUGCGUUCAACUCUCUACUACUCACUCAAGCCAUCUUACUACCGCAUCCCAGAACUAUCUGCCAUCUACAGCCCAGAUGUCCUCGUCUUCCGAGGCUCAGAUAUGAAGGACUUACCCAAAUCAGAAUGGUUCUUCACGGAUGUGAUCUCGGUGGCCGCUUUGAAGCAACCUGAACUGAAGUGGAAUCUUGAUCGGACGAGAUUGAUCUAUGAGUAUCCGCAGGACAAGGAUCUUAUGUUGGAGAAAAUCAGGUUGAUCUUUCAAGUUAUGGCAGAGAAGGGAAUCAAAAGAAUUGUGGCUGGGGCACUGGGAUGCGGAGCAUAUCGUAAUCCACCGGAGGAAGUCGCCAAGAUGUUCAGAAACGUACUUCUUGGGGACAAGAAGAGAAAGGGUGUGGAAGGUAUCGACGAGGUUAUCUUCGCGAUAUUUGACGAUGGUCCGAAUCUGAAAGCCUUCAGAGAGGUGUUCCCGGACGGAGAAAAUGAUGGCGCAUGAGUUGUACUAUAUUCUCACUAGGAUGAUAGGUAGAAUGUUACUUCUUUCCGUG